CCGCUAGCUAAACGUAUCAUCAGUAUCUGUAGGUAAAGUUAGCCUGGUUUGUUAAUGUAGUUGUCAGGUGAGCUACUAUAAGACUGUUCACUCUGCUAGCAUCACUUAGCCUGGCUAAACACAGUAAUACAGCUUGUCAUUCGAGAUGCUCACAUUCCGGAUUCUAGAAUUAUUUGUUUUUAAAUUGUAGCUUCUGUGCUAUUAAUUUUUUUUAAAUUAAUUUACGCAUUUUACCUGAGAGGAAAACAGAGAUGAACUUUACCGAGUGCUACCAGGAUACUUGCUCAGCUGUAGCUCUUGCAGUCAGAAGAGGAGACAGCAGACAGCUGCAGAGACUCUUGAAGAAAGGGUACUCAGUGGAUGUGAAAGACAACCGGGGCUGGAAUGCUUUGCAUGAAGCUGCUGCCUCUGGAUCUGCACAGUGUGUGAGACUUCUGCUUGCUGCUGCUGUCAGCUGUGAUGAUUAUGUAAACUCACUGACUCACAACUCUGAAACGCCACUGUAUUUUGCUGCAAAGAACGGCCACCUUCUUGUAGUAAAGCAUCUCAUAAGGGCUGGUGCAGAUCUGAACAAGAUGUCCAACGAUCUUUCGAGCCCACUUUUUGCAGCUGUAGAUGGUGGGCAUAAAGAUGUUGUGAAACUGCUGGUCAGUAAAGGAGCAAAGGUUAAUGAAAUACAUUCUGUUUCAGGCUGGUCUUGUCUUCAUCAGGCUGUUUACAAGGGCCACACAGAGAUUGUGAAAUUCUUGGUAACAGUGUGCUCUCUUGAGGCUGUUGAUGACUAUGGUAUCACACCAUUGUUUGUUGCUGCACAGUACGGACGUCACCAGUGUCUAGAGAUCCUUGCAAAAGCAGGUGCAAAUGUGAAUUGCCAGGCCAAGGACCUGGCCACACCACUACUCAUUGCUGCUCAAGAGGGCCAUUUAUCUUGUGUGGAGCUUCUUCUAGCACAUAAAGCUGACCCAAACCUUUACUGCAAUGCAGACCAAUGGCAGCUUCCCAUCCAUGCUGCAGCCCAGUUCAGUCGCAUCAGUAUUUUAGAGAAAUUGAUUCCCGUGACGGACAGAGAGUGUGACCAGGGAGAGGGUAAGGUCAGUCCAGUGUAUCUCGCAGUGCUCAGUGGCCAAGCGGACAGCCUUCAUCCUCUGCUGAAAGCGGGCUAUAGUCCAGAUGCUCAGAGCUGCAAGCAGUUCGGAUACAGCUGCCCUUUGGAUAUGGCUUUGUGGUAUAACUCCUGGAGUUUGAAUGGUGAUUUCCACCAAAGUCGAGAGAUCACUCAGAUGCUGCUGGCUAAAGGUGCUCGUGUCAGUCUGUCCUCAUACACGUUGGCAUUACAGAGCCACGUACGUGAGCACCUGCCACUGAUUUUGCAACAUGCUGGUCUGCCUAAAGGCCUGGAGUUGGAGGGGCUGGUGCAGGCAGCACUGGAUAAAGUGACUAGUGCUUUAUUUUGGCUCCCACUGCUGCUGAAAGCAGGUCUAGACCCCUUGCUACUCAUUCAGGAGAAAAUGCUAGAAGAGGCUGAGACCAAGGCACUACAUUUCUUGCUGGAGUUUAUUAAUUGGAAGACUUUGCCAUCUACACUGCUUCAAAUUCUUUCUCGUCGACAAGCAGAGGGAACUUGGACUCCACAGAAGCACUUUGAAAAUGUUCCAGCUCUGACUCAUCUGUGUAGACUAGCAGUAAGAGCUGCAGUGGGCAGCAAAGCUCUGUCUAAACCCUCCUUUGUUCGGAGGCUGCCUGUUCCAGCACUCCUACAGGAUUACCUCCAGUUUAGUGACGUCUUUAGUGCCUACGCCUUCUCUGCUGCUGACAGUCAGGACCAAUAAAGUAAUAAAAAAAACUGUAUUUUUUGUAUAUAUGUUAAUACAUCAAUGCAUUUCUACUGAAAAUAAACAUCUUGUUCUUUAAACGUU
Trichomycterus rosablanca is the source of this 1916-nucleotide messenger RNA. RefSeq names its product ankyrin repeat and SOCS box containing 3 (gene asb3). Gene Ontology annotation, molecular function: protein binding. Gene Ontology annotation, cellular component: cytoplasm; nucleus. The record is from RefSeq and is a predicted model, not a curated record. The transcript has 10 exons. The coding region runs from base 252 to 1829 and encodes 525 amino acids. Gene Ontology annotation, biological process: intracellular signal transduction. Lineage: Eukaryota; Metazoa; Chordata; Actinopteri; Siluriformes; Trichomycteridae.